AUGGCUGAAGAAGAAUCAAAUUCCAAACCUUCAUAUCCUCUGAAAGUUUUUUAUUGCGGUAACUGUUCACUUCCUCCAGAAUACUGUGACUUUUCCUCAGACACGGAUCGUUGUCGGGAAUGGCUUGAAAAGUAUUUACCUGAUGAGUUUAAUAGAAUUAUGACAUGUACUGGGACUGCUGGAGGUGAUGACUCUGAUGAGAAAAAACGUCAAAAACGUGGUGGAAAAGGUAUGGUUAAGUCAAAGAAGAAAGAUGAUGGACCCAAACAAGUAUGUUUAUCCAGAGCACCAAGAGGCAAAAAGAAAUCUGUUACUGUUGUAACUGGCUUGAGUACAUUUAACAUUGAUUUAAAAGUUGCGGCUAAAUUUUUUGGUACUAAAUUUGCUUGUGGAUCAAGCGUGACUGGCGAGGAUGAAAUUGUCAUACAAGGUGAUGUCAAAGAUGACCUGUUUGAUAUAAUACCUGAAAAAUGGCCUGAAAUUGAUGAAGAUUACAUUGAAGACCUUGGAGAUCUUAAACGGUGA
This is a messenger RNA of Macrosiphum euphorbiae (potato aphid), 525 nucleotides long. The record is from the annotation of a GenBank genome assembly. Lineage: Eukaryota; Metazoa; Arthropoda; Insecta; Hemiptera; Aphididae.